AUGAAUCAAUAUGUAAAUAAGAAAUUUACGAAUCAGUACAAGGCUACAAUUGGAGCCGAUUUUUUAACGAAGGAAACCAUAGUUGACAAUGAACACCUAACUAUGCAAAUAUGGGACACGGCAGGCCAAGAGCGCUUUCAAAGCCUGGGGGUCGCUUUUUACAGAGGGGCCGAUUGUUGUGUGUUAGUUUUUGACUUAACGAAUUACAAAACAUAUGAAUCGUUGGAGUCGUGGAAAGACGAAUUUCUGAUUCAGGCUAGCCCAAAGGAUCCAGACAAUUUCCCCUUUGUCAUAAUUGGAAAUAAAGUUGACGAGACGAAUAAGAGAAAGGUUCAAUCGCUAAAAGUCCUGCAGUGGUGCAAAUCGAACAACAACAUUCCCUAUUUUGAGACGAGCGCAAAAAAUGCUAUUAAUGUGGAUCAGGCGUUUGACGAAAUUGCGAGAAAGGCCAUGAAACAGGAACACCAGGAGGAGCAAAUGUAA
Plasmodium inui San Antonio 1 is the source of this 483-nucleotide messenger RNA. Its product is annotated as Ras-like protein Rab-7a. The record is from RefSeq and is a predicted model, not a curated record. Gene Ontology annotation, molecular function: GTP binding; GTPase activity. The transcript has 5 exons. NCBI's taxonomy places the organism in Eukaryota, Apicomplexa, Aconoidasida, Haemosporida, Plasmodiidae. Bases 1 to 483 code for a protein of 160 amino acids.